Caenorhabditis bovis is the source of this 1479-nucleotide messenger RNA. The record is from the annotation of a GenBank genome assembly. NCBI's taxonomy places the organism in Eukaryota, Metazoa, Nematoda, Chromadorea, Rhabditida, Rhabditidae.
AUGAGCCAAAGCAAUGAGGAAAAGACGGGCGGUCCGUCUCGAAAACCGCCUUCUUUGGUGCUUCCCACAAUCUCGUGUCCAUUGAUAUGCGAGCAGGGACCAUCAAUGCCAUCAUCACCAACCGCAGCAAACCCGAAUGAUCCGAUCACCGCAGAUUUGAUGACGAGAAUACAAAUGUUCACCUCUGCGUUGGACAGUGCUCGAUUGUCGCCAAACUACGCGACAUCGGAUCUCGGAUCGAGUGCUCGCUCGAGCUUCUCGACGGCCUCAUCUUGGAUGGCCUAUCGGGAUCGGAGUGUCGAUUUCGACGAAUCCGGCAAAGAAUUGAUAUCGCCGUUCGACUGUGAUACCGCAUGUUCCGUCUCGCCCUCAUACUCAUUAUCGCCCAAUUCGUUCAAUCGUUUCUCAUUCGACGCCAGAAGUGUCUCAUCGUUGUGUCAUAGCACCCAGAAUCUCAAUCAAUUGAUGCCUAUUGAUCCGAUAAUCCGAGAACGAAGUCGGUCCGAAAGUGAUAUGAUGCCGAAGGAUGACGAUUCGCCGCACAUUUCGAAUUCGACCUAUUCGGUUCCGUGCGCGACCUACACUAAAAAAUCGCCGAAAUUCAAUCAGGAAGGCAAACGAAGUAGCAGUACACCGCCACCAACGACAUCGGAACGCGAUGAAAUCGAAACGAAGCGAAGAGCCCGACAAGAGACGCUGGAUGAGACGAAUCUGCUUGUGAGCAAUUGGGCACGCGACCAAUUGUUCGCCCUGCAGACCGCCAACAUGUACAACCAAGUGGUCACCAGCAUUCUCGCGUCGCAGCCCGUCCCGAAGCCGAGCGAGCAUCCCGUCGAGCCGGCGGUUCUGUUGCCGAAGUCGAAGGACGACGACAAUCGAAUGCAGUACACGUGCACACUGUGCGGCCAGGCGUUCGCGGUGCACGAUCGGCUGGCGAAGCACAUCGCGUCGAGGCAUCGCCAGCGGUCGUGCACACUCGACGACGCUUCGAAGGUGCACAAAUGCAACAUGUGCUCGAAGAGCUUUUCGCGAAGCGACAUGCUCACGAGGCACAUUAGGCUGCACACCGGCGCCAAACCGUACAGUUGUCCGACGUGCUCGCAGGUCUUCUCGCGGUCCGAUCAUCUGUCCACCCAUCUGCGGACACACACCGGCGAAAAACCCUACGGAUGUCCGCUGUGCUCAUAUUCAGCGAGUCGUCGCGACAUGAUCUCCCGUCAUAUGCGCACCCAUUCGGCGACCGACGACGUCUCGACGCCGAUCGCGCAACUCUCAAUUCGCAGCCCAUCGACGUCGCCGCUUCCUCCGAAGGCGACAACGCCGACGACGAUCGGAUCCGGCGAGUUGUCGGCAUUCAAGCCGGUCCGCUCGUCGACCCAUUUGAUAGUGUCGUCGCCAAUCAACUCGCUGUCCCUUUCGACGCCUUCAUCGCCUUCUGCGUUCACUCUCAAUCGGACCAAUUCGUUCGAAAACACGUGA